This is a messenger RNA of Oryza brachyantha (malo sina), 1846 nucleotides long. Its product is annotated as DEAD-box ATP-dependent RNA helicase 36. Gene Ontology annotation, molecular function: RNA helicase activity; ATP binding; nucleic acid binding. Lineage: Eukaryota; Viridiplantae; Streptophyta; Magnoliopsida; Poales; Poaceae. The transcript has 6 exons. The coding region runs from base 81 to 1598 and encodes 505 amino acids. The record is from RefSeq and is a predicted model, not a curated record.
CCCUGCGCGCUUCGUCGCCUCCCCUCCCCUUCCCCCGAAACCCUUCCGCCGCGCCGCCGCCGCCGCAAAGCUCUCGAGCCAUGGAGGUCGACGGCGAAGCACGCCCCUUCCUCCUCUUCUCCAAGCCUAAUUCUAAGAAGCAGAGGUCCAAGCAGGAAGCCGCGGCCGAAGUCCAGACCCAACCAGAGCCCCCAAACCCUAGCCCCGUCACCGCCGUCGAGCCCGGCCUCUGCGAUGCCGACCAGGCCCCUACCGCCGUGACCGAGAGAGUAGACUCGGAGAACGCCGGCGAUGCCGCUGAAUCUGCUCCGGUGCCCUCCACCUUCGCGGAGCUCGGCCUGUCGCAGUGGCUGGUCGACGUGUGCCACUCCCUGGGGAUGCGGCGGCCCACGGCCGUGCAGCGGCAGUGCAUCCCGCGCGCGCUCGAGGGCAGGGACGUGCUGGGCAUCGCGGAGACCGGGAGCGGCAAGACGGCCGCGUUCGCGCUGCCCAUCCUGCACCGCCUCGGCGAGGACCCCUACGGCGUCGCGGCGCUCGCGCUCGCGCCCACGCGGGAGCUGGCGGCGCAGCUCGCCGAGCAGUUCCGCGCGCUCGGCGCGCCGCUGGGGCUCCGGUGCCUGGCGGCGAUCGGCGGGUUCGACUCGCUCGGGCAGGCCAAGGGCCUCGCGCGCCGGCCCCACGUUGUUGUCGCCACCCCAGGCCGCAUCGCCACGCUGAUCAACGACGAUCCUGACCUUGCCAAAGUCUUCGCCCGCACCAAGUUUCUUGUGUUGGACGAGGCAGAUAGAGUUCUAGAUGUUAAUUUUGAGGAGGACCUGCGAGUGAUAUUUGGUUCUUUACCAAACAAGCGCCAAACCUUUUUGUUUUCAGCAACAAUUUCAGAUAACCUGCGAUCUUUGCUUGAACUUUCUGGCAACAACUCAUACUUUUUUGAGGCAUACGAAGGAUUCAAGACAGUUGAUACCUUAAAACAGAUGUAUAUUCAUGUACCUCCUGAUGCUAAAGAGCUCUAUCUUUUUUAUCUUCUAUCAAAAAUGAAGGAAGACAAUAUACGUUCAGUGAUUGUGUUUGUCUCAACCUGCAGGACAUGCCAAUAUUUGGAUUUUUUGUUGGAAGAACUUGGUCAUCCUGCUGUUUCUUUGCAUUCUCACAAGCCUCAGUCAAGAAGGCUGGCAGCAUUGCAUAAUUUCAAAUCCAGUAAGGUCCCAGUCUUGCUUGCUACAGACGUAGCCAGCCGUGGGUUGGAUAUCCAAACAGUUGAUCUUGUUAUCAACUAUGACAUUCCAAGGUACCCACGAGAUUAUAUCCAUAGGGUUGGACGAACUGCAAGAGCUACUAGGGGAGGGCUCUCCAUAGGCUUUGUCACGACCCAGAGGGAUAUACGCCUGUUACAUGAGAUAGAGGAUGUUGUUGGGAAGCAAUUAGGUGCAUAUGACGGCGAGAUGAGAGAUGUCAACAAAAAUGCUACAAAGGUGUUCAAAGCGAGGCGUCUUGCGAAUAUGAAGAUGGCAGACGAGGGCCAUGAAGAUAAGGUACACGCUAGAAAAGAACAGAAGAAAAGAGCUCAAGAAAGAAAGCGGAAACACGAAGGGCUGUAAAAUGGUUCACCGAUGACGAAUUUUGUUUUGGCUUAUUCUCGUGAGUCGUGACCUCGUCUCAUCGAUUCCUCUGUUGCAUUGGCCACAGAAAGAAAUGAUGAAACAGAAUUUUUGUAGCAAUGGAUGUAGAUCAUCAUAUUGAGUAGGUGCAAUUACAUGUAAAAUCACCAUGUCUAUUAAAUCAAAUGUACCGAUGCAUCUUUUACCACUGGCACAUGGUAUUUGUCACCAUUGAGUAGUGACUAGUA